Uranotaenia lowii is the source of this 1109-nucleotide messenger RNA. Its product is annotated as 30 kDa salivary gland allergen Aed a 3-like. Lineage: Eukaryota; Metazoa; Arthropoda; Insecta; Diptera; Culicidae. The transcript has 2 exons. The record is from RefSeq and is a predicted model, not a curated record. Bases 1 to 942 code for a protein of 313 amino acids.
AUGGCACGUUCGUGGAAGUUUUCGAUCAUCGGUUUAGUGUACGUGACUUUUGUAAGCUGUUCGAACGAUAUUUAUCCUGACAACUCAGUGGAAAUUGAAUGUCCAGACGACGAAGCCCCCACGGCGGCCUCGUCAAGUAAGCCUUCUUCUGAAGGGACCUCGGAAGCACCUUCACUAGCAUAUCCAGAAUAUGAAGAUAAGGAAUGUGAAGAAGAGAACACAGCCAGUCAAACCACGACUGAGCCACCACCGGAAUCCGAUAAAGAUGGCAAACGCGAUAAUGUUGACACUACUGACGAAGAUUCGGAGUCAUCUCCUACGAAAGAAUAUGAAGAUUCAGAUAGUUAUACAGAAGGUUCAUCCGAAUCACCAGACGAUUACGGAAAUUUAACGGACGAAAUUAAUCAGGACAAAAAUGUUACCGCAAGUGAGCUCACGGCCGAAGAUACAGCAGGCAAUCGAACCGAUAGCGAUAGUGGAGAAGACACAGACGACUCUCAAAUCACUGACGACAUCGAUGAAGCUGAUGCUGAAGUAAACGGAACGGCAACGGGCGGUGGCGAAGAGUGGGAUUUACAGAACACCUACUAUAAGGUGGACGAAAUAAUCAACAAAGCUGGGGCGUACGAUUUUCUCAAAAGCGAGAUCUUGCAAACAUUCAUUCGGAACGAUAUCCAGAAUCACCUCAUAAACCCGGUAAUCCGGGGAAUUCUUUAUGCGCCUUACUUCUCCAAGAUCGAAAAGUGCUUCGACACGGUGCAUGAGGAUGCAAAGGCGGUGACAUUGGCGUCUGAAAAAACGUUCGCCACCUGUCGAGAAGACUAUGAUAAGAACUACUGUGCUAGUCGAAGCUCCGAAGAGGCCGGUGUAAAGUAUAAGGAAAUUUCCGACAAAAUAGUGCAAUGUGUGAAGGAUACCGGCACGCUCUGGACGCCAAGCUGAAUGUAAACAUGCGUAUUUGAAGCAGUGUUUGAAUAGAAUUUUUCAUGGGUUUUCAAAUGAAUUUUCCCUUGGUUUACCUAAUAACUGAAUCAACCAUAAACAUUAGACCGCUGCAAGCUUUGUAUGAAAAUUUCAAAUUUAUAAAUUUAAACACUUCUCAUAACUUA